Messenger RNA from Danio aesculapii, 2368 nucleotides. It is a transcript of the gene cav4a, whose product is annotated as caveolin 4a. Gene Ontology annotation, molecular function: molecular adaptor activity. The transcript has 3 exons. NCBI's taxonomy places the organism in Eukaryota, Metazoa, Chordata, Actinopteri, Cypriniformes, Danionidae. The record is from RefSeq and is a predicted model, not a curated record. Gene Ontology annotation, cellular component: caveola. Bases 124 to 681 code for a protein of 185 amino acids. Gene Ontology annotation, biological process: caveola assembly.
UAUAUCCCAGAUCCCCGUUUCAGCUUCAGGACACAACUGCAGCUCUCCAUUCACUGUGUGUAUGAGUGAGGCUGUUUAUGUCUGUUUUGAUGCUGUCUUUAUUACCUCCUGAGCCUCAUAUUGAUGACGGGCACCAUGAUGCACAGUGUGGACACCAGUGAGACUGAGAUAGACCUGAGGGACGCAGGAGAUGGAGAGGACGACGAGGGACAGCAGACAUGGAAGACACAGCUGGAAACUGUCCUGGAGGAAGAGGAAGAAGAAGAUGUGAUCUCCACACAGAGCGACACCAAGCCUCUGAUCAAUGAACGUGACCCAAGAGAGAUAAAUGAGUGUCUCAAGGUCAAUUUUGAGGAUGUGAUAGCAGAGCCGGUGUCUGUGCGCAGUGGCGAUCGGGUCUGGAUCUGGAGUCAUGCUCUUUUCGAGGUGUCCAGGGUCUGGUUUUACCGUAUCAUCACAGCUGUGCUGGCUGUUCCAGUGUCCCUCAUCGCUGGGAUUGUGUUCGCCGUCCUCAGCUUUAUUCACAUCUGGUUCUUUACGCCAUGUGUGCAGGUUGUCUUGAUAAACACUGGCUGGUUGCAAACUUUAUGGAGCAGCGUUUUAGACAUAAUCAUCCUACCCUUCUUCCAAAGCGUAGCCAAGUGCUGCAGCGGGAUUAGUGUGGUACUCACGAGGGAAUGAGAAGCAUUCACUGGAAUCUGUUGAAUCAAUUCAAAUGGGAAUUCACAUUGGACUUUUGGGCAGAUGUCUGGCCAUCUGACUCCUGCUGUAUGUCAAGGGGGACCAUGCAUGCCCAAAUGCUAAGCCUAAUGAAUGUCAACUCGCUGCCAAAGACUCAGAUAAUGCGGAUAUUUGGAAAUUUGUGAUGAUUUAAGUAUGAAUGUAUUUUAAAAGAUAGAGUUCACCCCCAAAAUAAUUAAUCUGUCAUCAUUUAUUUACCUUCAUGUCAUUCAAAACCCAUAUUAUUUUCAUUAUCAUCAUUUAUGGUCAUACAGGGUUGGGAACAACAUGAGGGUGAGUAAAUAUUCAUGUACAGUCGAAGUCAAAAUUAUUAGCUCUUCUGUGAUUUUUUUUUCUCUCUCUUUUUUAAAUAUUUACCAAAUGUUGUUUAACAGAGCAAGGAAUUUUUCAAAGUAUUUCCGAUAAAAUAUAUAUAUAUUCUCCUUCUGGAGAAAGUCUUAUUUGUUUUAUUUCCGCUAGAAUAAAAGCAGUUUUCUUUUUGUAAUUAACAUUUAAUUGUCCUUAGAUUAACAAAAUAACAGACAUUCAAACAAACAGGGAAGGGGACGCAACAGAUAUAUCAACAAAUUUUCAAUCUGAAAGAAGAGAGAGAAAAAACUUCAUAUGGUCUUUCCUUUAUAUAGUUUAAAAUGUUGGAAGAAAAAAAUUGCCAUGCAUCAAUGUUUCUAGCUUUAGCCUUAUUAAUUUGUGCUAUUGUACCUUCACAAGUCACUAUUUUAAGGAGGCUAUGAAUCCAAAAUAUUUUUGCACACAUGUGCGGAGUAAACCAGUUUUGUAUGAUUGCCUUCUUUGCAGCUGUAAAACCAGCAAACAACAUUUUCUCCUUUAGUGUACUUAUACAGAAAUUAGAAUCGUCAUUGAGAAGACAUAAACUAGGAUGAGACACAUAAUCAACUUGUAGUAAAAAGGAUGAAACUUAAAAAGGACAGAAUUUACACAAGACCACAUCAAUAACAAUUGGACAUUCCCAUAUGAAGAAAAGUACCUGAAGAUACAGUGUUACAGAUGUCACAGUUAUAGUUCAACUUCAGUUUCAUCUUUAACCUCUUAUAAGGAGUUAUGCAUGCUCUGUGUAUGACUUUUAAAUGGAUAAGACAAUGAGCUAUGUUUUUAGAAGUUAAGAUUAGAUCAGACCACACCCUAUCCCAGUCAAUCGAUAAGUCCAAAUCUGCUAGUUCACAAUUCCAGAUGAGUUUAAUAGAAAGAGGCUUUGCAGUGUGAUCAUUUGGUUUACAAUAUGUUAAAGAAACAGAUGGCCGACCAGAGGGUAGUGCAAUCCAAUCCCAUAUAGGAUAAGAGGAAAUAGGGGAUGCCCAAGGAGAGCCAUAUAAGCAGUUUUCACAUUUUUAAAAAAACAUUUUAAGGUCAAUAUUAUUAGCCGCGUUAAGCAAUACUUUGUUUUUGAUUGUCUAUAGAACAAACCACUGUUAUACAAUGAUUUGCCUAAUUAACCUAAUUAAGCCUUUAAAUUGCACUUUAAGCUGAAUUCUAGCAUCUUGAAAAAUAUCUCAAAUAUUAUGUACUGUCAUCAUGGCGAAGAUAAAAGAUAUGAGUUAUUAGAAAUUAGUUAUUAAAACUAUUGUGUUUAGAAAUGUGUUGAAAAAAAAAAUCUUCUUUCCGUUAAACC